AUGCGCUUCGAAAACGAUGACGGCGCCACCAUGAAGGUCAACAUGGUCAACGACGUCAAGGCUGGAAUGCGCUUAGCCUCCGAGGAGACCUUCAGGAAGAUCGUUCCAGCCUGGCAGUGGGUCAACGACCUGGUGGUGGUGCUCUACUUCUGCUGGUCCUUGGCGUCGGGCUUGCCGAUUCCCAUGUAUCUCUGGGCGCCCCUGGGGUGCUCCUUCUACUUGACAGCCUGCUGCUAUUGGCGCCAGCAUCCCUGGGCUGCCGAAGUGGACACGGUGGUGCUCAGCAUCAUCGGUUUCUUGUCAACCAUCAAUGCACCUAGACACGCCACCAACUCGAUUUCGAUGAUUCGCUUGCUCUUGAACAGCUGGCUGCCAGCUCCGAAAAUGGCCUUGCUGAUGCAAUUUGCCUUGGAGCCUGGUUUUCUGGCGGACUCGUGUCACCGAGAAUCGGUAACCAGCCGACAGGAAUUUGUGGAGCUGUUCUUGAGCGAAGUGGUAAUGCUCGGUGGCUUGGUGUUGGCCCAUUACAAGCAGCAAGGCAGUUUGUACCACCAAAUCGCGGCAUCCAUCAGGGCAGAGACCAGUAUCCAAGAGACCUUGUCCCUGGGCGAUGCUGCAAAGCGUUUGCUGACGGUCACUUGUGAUGCUUGCGUCAGUGCCUCGUUGUCGCCAGGUCGGAAUGGCGGCGACUGA
Messenger RNA from Cladocopium goreaui, 693 nucleotides. The record is from the annotation of a GenBank genome assembly. Lineage: Eukaryota; Dinophyceae; Suessiales; Symbiodiniaceae.